Molecule: messenger RNA, 1661 nt
Organism: Elgaria multicarinata webbii
Lineage: Eukaryota; Metazoa; Chordata; Lepidosauria; Squamata; Anguidae
Product: arylamine N-acetyltransferase, pineal gland isozyme NAT-10-like
Exons: 1
Coding region: 357-1169 (270 amino acids)
Molecular function (GO): arylamine N-acetyltransferase activity
Source: RefSeq, a predicted model, not a curated record
UUUGUGGCAUGCUUGUGGUCACAUGACAUCUCCCAUUUCCUUCCUCCUCCCUCCGGAUCGCGAAACUGCCUGUGUUCUUUGCACUCUGCAAACAUGUCCAUUUGCAGAAAAUUCCAGGGAAGGUAUUUCAUAGAGGAGGUGGGCGUGAAGCAGACCAGCAAGGAGGGAUGGUAGCCAGAAUUCUUGGGUUUCCAGUGUAGAGUGUGCUGAGUUGCACAUAAAGAAUUAGAGGUCUCUCACACACACACACAUUCAUGACAACUGAAAGAAGAUGAAGUAAGAUCUGCAAAGAGACAAGACUGGCAUCUUGAUCCACCUGUUCGCUCUCCUCCCCUGGCUCCUGCAUCCAGCCCAAAAUGGAUAUUGAUGGUUACUUACAACGGAUCGCGUACCGGGGGCCCACUCAGCCUUCCCUGGAGGUCUUGCGCCACCUGCACCGUUGCCACCUCCUCUCCGUGCCCUUUGAGAGCCUCAGCAUCCACUCCGAGGAACCCAUCAGCCUGGAACUGCCUCUUCUCUACGAAAAGAUUGUCCGGCGCCACCGGGGCGGCUUCUGUUUUGAGCUGAACGGCCUUUUCCUGUGGCUACUGCAGGCCUUAGGUUUCGAUGCCAGAGCCAUGGCCGGGCGCGUCCGGAACCGCUUCACAGGCCGCUACGGGCCCCCGUUGGACCACAUGGUGAUCUUGGUGCACCUGGAUGGGCGCCGUCUUCUCUGCGACGUCGGCUUUGGGGAAGGUUUCAUGGAGCCACUAGAACUGAGGCAAGAGAUAGAGCAGGUCCAGGAAAAUGGUAUUUUUUGGCUGAGCCUGAAAGGGGAUGCCUGGGUCUUGGAGCGCCGGGAAGUUUCUGGAAAGGAGGGGAGGCCUCUAUACAAGUUCACCCUUGAUGAGAAGAAACUGGAGGAUUUUGCUGGCAUGUGCCUCUAUCACCAGACUUCGCCCAGCUCCAUCUUUGUGUGUAAAUCAUUCUGCUCCCUGCACCAAGAAGAUGGUGGACGUCUGACCUACAUGGGUUGGCGUUUCAUUUCCACAAGAGGAGGGGAGCGUACAGAGACCGUCCUGCAAAGCGCUGAGAUCCUGGCAGUACUCCGUGAGAAAUUUGGGAUCACAUUGAACCCGUCCUUCAAGCCAAAGGAUGAAGAAAUCCUGCCGCCUCUUGAGGAAGAUUGAGGGUUUGGGAAUGCUUCUCACUUUAGGUAUUUGUAGUGCAGGCAUUGGGAAAUGUGUGGUUUUCUAGUUGUUGUUGUUGGAGGUCAACACCCAUCGUCCUUGAUCAUUAGCUAUGCUGGCUAAGACUGAUGGGAGUUGCAGUCCAACAUCAUCUGGAGUGCCACAUUUCCCACCCCUGUUGUGAGAUUCUGAGUUGGUCAAGAUAACCUAUCAACAGAGCUGGCCCUACCAUGAGGCAGAGGGAGGUGGCUGCCUCAGACAACAGAUGGCAGGGGUCAUCAUUGCCAACUCAACCAGGUCUGUCCAUUCUUUCUUGACCAUUACCAUGGUGAAGGUAAUUCUUACAUGUCUCAAGGCAGCAGUUGGGCCAUGCUGCUGGAAUGAUGUGGUUUGUAGUGGAGGAUGAAAGAGUUAUCCUGCUGCCCUCAAAUGUAGGGUGACCAACUGUCAGGAUUUCCCCGGAUUUGUCCUGGUUUUUGUUCUUUCCAUGGU